AUAAUCUUUUAGUGACCUGGUCAAAUAACAUCCAUCAAAUGGCAUUAGACUCUGUUCCGACAACAAAGGGAGCUCGCUGGAUGACAAUGUGGUUAAGGAACCUAGAGAGCCAAUUAAAUAAUUAUAAAUGCGCAAACGAUUGGUUCAAUGAUUUUCAAGCACUGAUUCCAGGCAAUGUCAAUAUAGAACUUCAACGGUUAAUAGCUUAUAUGCUGUUGGAAAAAACUAUUAGAGUCACGUUUAAACAAGUACACAAUGAUCAAGUCAUUCUAGAAUCAUGGACUAUACCUAAAGUAAUUAUCGAUUUAGAAUCAGCGGAGGCAUUGAGAUUCCAGUAUAUUAUCGGAUGGAUUAUCUAUAAAUUAACAAAAAGCGACACAUCAACAAUGGCACACAAAGACUUUGCACAGAUUAGGUCUUGCUUAAAUAUUCUUAGUGCUGAACAUGUUGAAUAUGUGCGUGAUACCCGUUCAAAGAUAACAACAGUCAUUCCAGGUGAUGAUUUCAUCCGAUUCAUGUAUUAUUUGGAGUCACUCAUUCUUCAGCUGUUUGAAAAACACAUCAAGUAUGGACCAAACAUUCUAAUUUAUAUUGACAAGAAUCUUGUAAGCAACAAACCACUGAAGAAGCAGUUCCACAAUCUUUUACAAGUGGCGUAUAAGCAAUGUGAAAACCAAAUGCCACUUUCAGAAUCCACUGAAGACUAUCUGUUUAUACGAUUGAUCAGAACUUAUAUGAGAAGCAGACAGCGGUCUUGGCGACGAUUUAAGGAAUAUAUUCCAGAAAAAGGUUCAUCAAGCUUGCGAGAGAAUAUCAAAACAAUGAAGAAGGAUAUGCCAAAAGUAAGAGCCGACGAGGGCGCUACUGGGAGAUCUUUGAAGAAAAAAGUUAAACCUUAG
Paraglomus occultum is the source of this 899-nucleotide messenger RNA. NCBI's taxonomy places the organism in Eukaryota, Fungi, Glomeromycota, Glomeromycetes, Paraglomerales, Paraglomeraceae. The record is from the annotation of a GenBank genome assembly.